Penicillium longicatenatum is the source of this 1299-nucleotide messenger RNA. RefSeq lists its product as uncharacterized. Bases 1 to 1299 code for a protein of 432 amino acids. Lineage: Eukaryota; Fungi; Ascomycota; Eurotiomycetes; Eurotiales; Aspergillaceae. The transcript has 3 exons. The record is from RefSeq and is a predicted model, not a curated record.
AUGAAAUGGCGUCAGCGUGCUGAUCCGAUAAAGAAAUACUCACCACAAGAUCCAUCGGCGGAAUCUUCACCAAGCUCGGGCUUCUCGCUUUACGAGCAAGCAUAUCGUCGGUUUUGUUACGAUUUUGUCACCCCGUUCCCGGGAGCUUUGAGCAGGCUACCUCAGCUGCUGUUUGAGAGCACGCCUGACUCGUGUCUAUGCUCUGCGGUGGCUGCGGUGGCAUACGCCAAUUUCCGCAGCAGAUGUAAAUCCGAAGAAGCUAGGGAGCCGGCUGCUGUCUACUAUGGGAAAACAUUGCAAAAAUUUGCGGCUAUGAUGGCUGACCCGGUGGAAAUACAACGAAAAGAUAAUCUGAUGGUAAUCUUCCUUAUGAGCAUGUAUGAAAUGCUCACUUCAUCCACGCGCGAUGGGUCGUAUCUGGCUCAUAUGCAUGGCGCUCAGUCCGUUAUUGCACACCGAGACGGUUCUACUCUCCAGGACGGCAAUAAUCAUCUUGCACUGCUAUGUACACAUAUGAUAGUAUGGUACUUGACAGAUCUCAAAUCUCCACCCUUGCUCCUGGCUAGCUGGGUACAACAGAUCCCUUUCGAUUCGGCCCCCAAAAAGCGACUGACAUGCUUAAUAUCCACCACUGCGGCCAUUUGUGCCAGGCUAAAGGAGCAGUGCGGUACAGAAGAAAGCUUUGGGCACCAGUUUAACUCAGACCUCCAAGAAGCUCUGGAAAUCGACCACAAGCUUCAACAAUGGACCUUAGACUUACCAAUGGAACGGAAAUAUGCUGGAAGAAGCCCAAUGACUCACACAAAACGUGCGGAUUGGGCCAGAAAACUACUGACGAUGCCCGGCUCGCCUGAUCAUAUGCACGUUUACUCAACACCCUUAGCAGCAAGUGACUGGAACAUGUAUCGCGCCACCCGCAUCCGACUUUGGAUUCAGAUCUUAAAACUUGUACGUCGAAAUCAAUCUGUGAUCAAUGUCCCAGCGCUCGAGGAGCGAGGUCUCGACAUACUUGGCACAUUGACGGGUGAGAUCGCCGAGACAAUACCUUACUCAAUUACUCUUUCCCUGGAUGGCUCAACGGAUCCAAAAUCUCCAGAGGAUAUCCCCGGCAUGUUCGCAUACUCAAUUUUAUGGUCCACAUUUACAUGUUUCGUCUGCUACCAGAGUGGCCUACUGGAGAAAAAUGUACAUAUGCACCGCACCAUGUGGUUUGGGGCUAUGCUGCGUUUUUUACGCGAUACAACAGGUAUCGCCAAGGUAGAGGUUUUUUUAACAGAUAAGCAAUACCAAGCAUCAUAG